This is a messenger RNA of Gossypium raimondii (Peruvian cotton), 1708 nucleotides long. Its product is annotated as disease resistance protein RPV1-like. The transcript has 2 exons. The coding region runs from base 237 to 1247 and encodes 336 amino acids. Gene Ontology annotation, biological process: signal transduction; defense response. Gene Ontology annotation, molecular function: ADP binding. Lineage: Eukaryota; Viridiplantae; Streptophyta; Magnoliopsida; Malvales; Malvaceae. The record is from RefSeq and is a predicted model, not a curated record.
UCACCUUAAACGAUAUUUCCUGGAAAACACCAUCAUUUUCAUUUGUCACCAAACUUCCACCGACCUUUUCAUAGCUAUUAUUAUGAAGAUUCGUUUUGCAGAAAAAAAAGGUGGGAAAUGUAUAGAGAAAUUGCUUAGAAGCCUUUGUCUGCUUUCCCUUUCUGCAUAUUGAGCCACCUUAUUUUCUGGUUUUCCCAAACUAGAUUGUCAUAUCUUUUUCCUUCUUGUACUUCCUCAUGUCCUCUUUGCCCUCAACUUCCUCGUCUAUUCCUAGACACAAAGAAUAUGACGUAUUCUUGAGUUUUAGAGGUGAAGAUACUCGUUAUAACUUCACAGACCAUCUCUAUGAUGCUUUGAGAAGGAGCGGAAUCGUCACUUUCAGGGAUGAUCCAAAGCUGGAGGCCGGCGAAGAGAUUGCACCUGAGCUCUUUAAAGCAAUUCAACAAUCAUGGUGCUCAGUAAUCGUUUUCUCGGAAAACUACGUCUUUUCAGGUUGGUGCUUGGAGGAACUUGCUGAGAUUGUUAAACAAAAGGAGGAGAAUGGUCAUAAAGUAUUUCCAAUUUUCUAUGGUGUGGAUCCAUCUGAUUUGAGAAAACAAAAAGAGAAAGUUGAAGCAGCUUUUGCCAAACACGAAGAGAGAUACAAGGAAGAUGAAGCAAAGAUCCGAAGGUGGAGAAAUGCUUUAACUGAAGUGGCUAAUAUCAAGGGAUGGCACUCAAAUAAUAGGCAUGAAUCAGAAUUUAUUGGAGACAUUGUUAAAAGAAUAUCAGCAAAGUUAUGUCAAACAUAUCCAAUUGACCAUGAUGAGUUAGUUGGAAUCAAUCCAAGCUUGGUUGAGUUGCAUUCGGAAAUAGAAAUUGGGGAAGAUGACAUCCGUAUCAUAGGAAUUUGUGGUAUGGGUGGCAUUGGCAAAACGACUAUUGCAAGAGUUGUUUACGAUCAAAUGUCACCUCAUUUUGAAGGUAAAAGCUUUCUUGCUGAUGUUCGAGAAGUUUCAGAAAAAUGUGGACUUGUUUCUUUACAGAAACAAUUACUUUCCCAAAUCUUGUUUGACGAAAGCUUCAAUUUUUUCAAUGUUCAUGAAGGGAAAACCAUAAUUAGCCACAGGUUGUCUCACAAAAGAGUUCUUGUUGUUCUUGAUGAUGUUGAUAACCUACAGCACUUAAAAUGCUUGGCUGGAAGGCGUGAUUGGUUUGGUUUAGGGAGCAGAAUCAUUGUAACAACAAGAGAUGAACAUUUGCUCUGAUCUUAUCGAGUUGAUGGUGUGUAUAAGCCUACAACAUUGACGGGCAAUGAUGCACUUCAUCUUUUCAAUUUGAAAGCUUUCGGUUGCGAGACUGUGCCAAAAGAGGAUUUCAUUGAGAUAGCUAAACAAAUUGUAGGUUAUGCUGGUGGACUCCCCUUAGCUCUUGAAGUUUUGGGUUCUUUUCUGUGUGAUAGAGAUGCAAGGCAAUGGACAAGCGCAAUAGAAAGACUUGAAAGAGAUUCUAACAAAGAAAUUCUUGAUAGACUUCAAAUAAGUUUUGAUGGAUUGGAAGAAAGGGAGAAGAAUAUAUUUCUAGAUAUAGCAUGCUUUUUUAAUGGGGAGGAGAAAGAUUUUGUAAUGAAAGUACUGGAUGGUUGUGAGUAUUUUCCAGAUAUUGGAAUUGAUGUUCUCAUUAAAAGAUCUCUACUAACCAUUAAUAAAUACAACAAAUUGCGGAUGCA